AUGCUGACGGAGAUCGAGAGAGCACCGCUGCCCAUCGUGCACUACGGGAUCGACCUGUGGCAGUGCAAGAUUACUGGGCUGAAGUACAUUGAUGGCCACGUGUGCUACGUCAACAGCAACUUCGAACUGCAAUACGCGCUCCUUUCUGUGAAGCACUACGCCCCUUCAGCUGCCGUUCAGGUAACGGACAAGGCCAGCGAAAUCCUCUUCAUCGUCUUCAAGUCCGUGCUGCGCGAGUUCGGCGUCAAGAUCUCGGACCUCGCUGGUGGAACGACGGACUCGGGCUCCGACGUCAAGGCAAUGUGCGUCAACUUCCUGCUGGCGCAGCACAAGGUGUCCCAGGAAAUCGAGCGCUAUCACUUGCUGUACAUCACGGCAGAAGAGGGGUACGAGCGAGCUGCAGUAGAGCGCGACUUCAGUGGCUGCGCCAAUCUCCUCACACGCAACAGGAGCCGCAUGGACACCUACUGGGUAGAGAUGGUGAUGUUCCUCCACGCCAACUUCGAGCACAUCCCCGGGUUCAAGGACAUUCCCAUGAUUGCCGCGAAGGAUAUUCACACAUGUCUGCCGCCACGGUUCAACAGGGGGGAUGCUGACCUGGCGGCCGCUGAGGCCGCCUUCGACGUGAUUGAAAACACCGAAACUGGGGACGUCGGCCUGUGA
Messenger RNA from Ectocarpus sp. CCAP 1310/34, 663 nucleotides. Lineage: Eukaryota; Phaeophyceae; Ectocarpales; Ectocarpaceae. The record is from the annotation of a GenBank genome assembly.